AUGGAGCUCUGUACUCGAACCGUCACAAAUUCUCUCCUUUUCAACCCUUCUUUCUCCUUUUCUUCUUCAAAUUCUCUUCUUCUUCGUUUCAGCACUUGUCUUAAACCCUUCAAAUUCAACCUCUCAUCUUUCACUUCUCACAUUCAACAAACCUCUCUCUAUCAUCACACUUCUUCGCCUUUCACUGUCUCAGCUUCUUCCUCUUCAGCCUCACUUGAAUUCGAAAAUGACCGUCUUCUUGCUGAAUUGAAGGUCACACAAACAGAGGAAGCUAAUUCCAGAGUUAGAUUGCAUGUGGAGGUGCCACCAUUGAUAUGCAAGAAUUGUUACAAAAGGGUCCUAGUGGAGUUUACGAAGCAUGCAAAGGUACCUGGAGUUCGUCCUGGACGAAAGGUCCCGGAAAAUAUUCUUAUUGGUUAUGUGGGGAGAAGAAAUGUUCAAAAGGCUACAAUUGAAGCUAUAUUGAGGAUGACACUUUCACACGCUGUAACAUCGGUUACUGGAAGGGCUUUGCAGGACUCUGUAGGUAUAGUCACUAAAUUUUCUGAGAUGGAGGAGACAUAUUCUUCUCUCGGAUUUCUUAGAUACGAAGUCAUGGUUGAUGUUGCACCGGAAAUUAAAUGGAUUUCUGAAGAUGCAUACAAAAAUGUGAAGGUUGUUGUUGAGAUAGACAGUGAUAUAGAUGCUCACAUAGCAUCUGAAAGAGAAUUUAAAAGGUGUUACAAGUCUACCGGUGUACUGAAAGUUGUUACUGAUAGAGGGCUACAGGUUGGUGAUGUUGCUGUACUUGACAUCUCGGCAACAACCGUUGAUAAGGAUGAAACGAAUAUCAAAAGUAUUCCAUCUGCUGAAACUAAAGGAUAUAAUUUUGAUACAGAGGAUGGUGAACUAUUAGUUCCAGGUUUUCUUGAUUCUUUAAUUGGAAUUGGCCGAGGCGAAACAAAGUCAUUUCCCCUUGUUUUUCCUGAAACUUGGAAGCAACAAGAUCUCCAGGGUGUCCAUGCUCAGUUUACAGUUGAGUGCAAAGAACUUUUUUACAGAGAUUUACCAGAGCUGGAUGAUUCUAUUGCGGAUAAACUUAUCUCCGGAUGCACGACAGUGGAACAGGUCAAAGAAUUACUGUUACAGAGAUGUCAAGAGAUAGAACAAACAGCUAGGGAACAAGCAACUGAUAAUGCUAUAUUAAAACAGAUUUCUAAGAUAGUAGAAGUUGAUAUACCUCGAUCCUUGUUUGAGGAACAAGGUAGACAGUUUUAUGGAGCCAACCUAUUAGAAAUGCAGACAAAAAUAAAACUAACUGAGCAGCAGCUAGCUUCUCUAUCAAGUCCAAAGGCUGUGAACGAAUAUCUCGAGCAUCAUAGAGAAAAUAUAACAAAUUUGAUCAAACAGAGCUGGCA
Molecule: messenger RNA, 1397 nt
Organism: Vicia faba (fava bean)
Lineage: Eukaryota; Viridiplantae; Streptophyta; Magnoliopsida; Fabales; Fabaceae
Source: the annotation of a GenBank genome assembly